GCCUGUGGUUCUCUCCCUCCCCACGCAGCCCCUGCUAUCUGCCGUUUCCAUCUGUCCAGUAGGGUCCCUUCCAGGCACAGACAUCGCCAAGGGCUGCAGGCCUGCCAGCUGGUCGGCCCCACAGUCCCGUCCAGAGCCGCAGGGCAGCUGUCCCAGUCCUGUCCCGCCAUGGACUCCGCAUAUGAGACAAGCCACAUUCGCAAGCUGCAGGCGCAGCACAAACGGAUGCAGGAGAAGACUUUCACUAAUUGGAUCAACAACAUCUUCCAGCAUGGCCGGGUGGCUAUCAAGAUCCAGAACUUGUACACAGAGCUGGCUGAUGGCACCCACCUACUUCGGCUGCUGGAAAUCAUCUCCGGGGAGUCCCUGCCACCCCCCAGCCGGGGCCGUAUGCGGGCGCACUUCCUGGAGAACAGCAGCCGAGCUCUGGCUUUCCUCAAGGCCAAGGUGCCAAUACCUCUCAUUGGGCCAGAGAACAUCGUGGAUGGAGACCAGACCCUCAUCCUGGGACUCAUCUGGGUCAUCAUUCUGCGUUUCCAGAUCUCCCACAUCUCCCUGGACAGGGAGGAGUUUGGGGCCAGCGCUGCGCUGCUGUCUGCCAAGGAAGCUCUGCUGGUCUGGUGCCAGAGGAAGACAGCCUGCUAUGCCAAUGUCAACAUCACCGACUUCUCCCGCAGCUGGAGUGACGGGCUCGGCUUCGGGGCCCUCAUCCAUGCACACAGGCCAGACCUGCUUGACUACUGUUCCCUGCGUCCGGAGCGUCCACUGCACAACCUUGCCCUGGCUUUCCGAGUGGCUGAGCAGGAGCUGGGCAUUGCUCAGCUGCUGGACCCCGAGGACGUGGCAGCCCUCCAGCCUGAUGAACGCUCCAUCAUGACCUACAUCUCUCUCUACUACCAUCACUUCUCCCGCCUGCACCAGGAGCAGACGGUCCAGAGGAGACUUGCUAAGAUCCUGCUUCAGCUCCAGGAGACAGAGGAGCUGCAGACCCAGUACAAGCAGCUGGUGGGCGACCUGCUAGGCUGGAUUGCGGAGAAGCAGGCACAGCUGGAGGCGCACGAUUUCCCAAACUCCCUACCAGCCAUGCGCCAGCUCCUGGUCACCUUUGCCCACUUCCGCACCCAGGAGAAGCCACCACGGCUGCAGCAGCGAGGGGCCAUAGAGGCCCUGCUCUUCCGGCUGCAGACUGCGUUUCGGGCCCAGAACCGCAAGCCCUUCCUGCCUCCCGAGGGCCUGGGCCCGGCAGAGCUGUCCCAGCUCUGGACAUGCCUGGAGCGGGCAGAGGCCUCCCGGAGCCAGGCCCUGCUGCAGAGAAUCCUGCAACUCGAGCGGUUGGAAAUCCUGGUCCGGCGCUUCCAGCACAAGGCUGCCCUUAGGGAGAGCUUCCUGAUGGACACAGAGCACAUGCUGGACCGGGCUGCAGCUGCCUCCCCACCAGCCAGCCUGGCCACAGUGGAAGUAGCUGCCCAGAGACUAGGCAUGCUGGAGGCCAGCAUCCUGCCCCAAGAGGGGCGCUUCCAGGCCCUGGCCGAGAUUACAGAUGUCCUCCAGCAGCAGCAGCACCCUGGCUGGGAGGAGGUGGCCUGCAGGCAACUGGAGAUCACUGGGCGCUGGGAGCGACUUCUUGAACGUCUCCAAGGGCAGAAGAAGCAGAUGGCAGACCUGCAGGCUAUGCUGGGCUUGCUGCAUGAGGUGGAGAGUGCCUCUAAUCAGCUCAAGGAGCUCCAGGUGCUGGCUAGCUCCACAGCCUGUGGGCAGCUGCUGGCAGAGACCAUGGAGCUACUGCAGAAGCAUGACCUGCUGGAGGCCCAGGUGUCUGCCCACGGAGCCCAUGUGCGCCAUCUUGCCCUUCAGACCAUGGAGCUGGACUCCUCCCUGGGCACUGGUGUGGAGGUGCUGCAGGCCAAGGCCCAGUCACUGGCCCAGCUCCACUGGAGCCUGGUGUCUCUGGUCAAAGCCCGGCGGGCCUUGCUGGAGCAGAGCCUGCAGCAGGCGGAAUUCCUGCACCACUGCGAGGAGGAGGAAGCCUGGUUGAAGGAGCGUGGGCGGCUGCUGGAGGAUGAUGGGGCCCUGGGCCCGGACCUCAGCCAGAUCAGAGCAGCCCUGCAGAAACACAAGGCCCUGGAAGCCGAGCUGCGCCACCACCAGAACGUGUGCACUGAUCUCGUGCGGAGGGGAUGCGACCUGAGUGCCCGCGGGCCCCCCACGCGGCCAGAUCCCCGCGAGAGGGCCAAGGCACUGCAGGGCACGUGGCAGUGGCUCCGGGCCGGGGCGGCCAGGCGGGGGGCGAGGCUGCAGGCGGCUCUGCUAGCCCGGCAGUACUCGGCCGAUGCGGCAGACGCGGCCUCUUGGCUGCGGGAACAGCGAUUGGCCAUGAAGAGCGCCCCCUGCGGACCGGACCCGGAGGCCACCGAGGCCCUGCUGCUGCACCACCGGCAGCUGGAGCGUGCGGUUCAGGCCUUCGGGGCCGAAAUGCGGCAGCUGGAUGAGCAGGCACGCGCGGCCGCAGCGCAGGUGUCCCUCACGGUGGUGUCUGCCCUGAGCUCUCCGAAGAAAGCCCUGAGCCACCUGGGGACCUGGAGCGAGGUCUCCUGCUACUCCAGCCCCCCAGGCACCCGGAAGAUGGCCCUCUCAGCUGGGCCUGACGCCAUCUUUGACCCUAACACCAUACUCCAGACACAGGACUGCCUGAGCCGAGACUAUGAGGGCCUGCGGGCCCUGGCAAAGCACCACAGGGCGCGCUUGGAGGAGGCAAUAGCCCUGUGGGGCUUCCAUGGCUUCUGUGGGGAGCUGCGGUCCUGGCUGGAGAAGCAGACAGCACUGCUCCAAGCCUUGCAGCCCCAGGCCCACAACUUGGAGGUCACUCAGCUCACAUAUGAGAACUUCCUCACCACCCUGGCUGUGGGAAGGGGCUACUGGGCUGAGGUCAGCAGCAAUGCAGAACAGCUGAAGCAGAGAUAUCCUGAAGGUAUCCCCAGAAUUCAGCAACAGCAGGAGGAAUUGAGCCAGAGGUGGGGGCAGAUGGAAGCCCUGAAGAAAGAGAAGGAAACACAACUGGCACACACCACAGAUGUGUGCACUUUUCUGCACGAGUGUGGAUCCACACAGGUCCAACUGCAAGACCUGAUUCUCCAGCUGGAAAUCCUACAGCUGGGGCAAUCCAAGGACAGCCACCGUACCCUGCAGCUGGCCCAGCAGAAGAUGUUAAUGCUGGAGAGGAGAGUCCAUUACCUGCAAAGGACAGCCAUGAAGGCUGAGGAGCUGGGGCCCCCAGAGAGCCGAUCCCUGCAAGAAGAGGUGGAGCCACUGUGGGAGCUGCUGGAACGGGGACAGCAGCAGGUGGCCCGACAGGCCAGGGCCUGGGCUGAAGCGAGGGCGCGGCAGAGCUUCCUGCAGGAGAGCCAGCAGCUGCUGCUGUGGGUGGAAGGCAUCUGGGCUCAGCUGCGCAGGGAGGAGAAGGUGAUGGAUGUGGCCUCAGCCCAGCAGCUGCUGAUGGAGCACACAGACCUGCAGGUGGAGAUACAGCUGCAACAGGAGAGGCUGCAGCAGCUGGAGGCUCAGGGCCAGACCCUUUCAGUCUUGGACUCCCCGGACUCCCAGGAGGUGGCCCGCACUCUGAGCCUCCUGGGCGAGCAAGGCCCGGGCCUGCAGGCCGCCUGGGAGCAGAGACGGCAGCGGCUGCAGGAGGGGCUGGAGCUGCAGAGGUUUGGCGGAGAUGUCGAUGGUUUCACUGCCACCUGUGCCAGACACGAGGCCUUCCUGCAGCGGGACAAGCUUGGGGACGAUGUCGGGGAGGCCCAGAGCCUGCUGCAGCAGCACCGGGACUUUGGGUGGCUCCUGGGCAUCCUUGGCCAUCAAGCAGAGGCUCUGCGGGCACGUGGUGAGAAGCUGGCCCUGAGCCAACACCCUGCUGCACACAAGGUCCAGGAACAGCUGCAGAGUGUCCAGGCACAGUGGACCAGGGUCCAGGAAAGGAGUGAGCAGACGAGGAGGCGGUUGCUGGCUUCCCUCCAGCUGCAGGAAUGGCAGCAGGAUGUGGCAGGUCUGGUGCUGUGGAUAGAGGAGAAGGGGCUGAGGGCAGCAGAGGAGCCUUCCCGAGAGCCCAGCGACAUCCUGCAGCAAGCUGCAUGGCAUGAAGCUACCAAGCGUGAGCUGCUGGCCUCCUCUGGGCACGUGGAGGGCCUGCAGCAGGCAGGGAGACGGCUGCUGAGCGACGGGCACUGUGCCGGGGAAGCUGUGCAGGCCAGCCUUCAGGGCCUGAGCAGCAAGUGGGAAGAGUUGAAGAACAAGCUGGCCCGGCAGGGGGACCGGCUCCUGCAGACUAGACAGCUUCUGGGGCUGCUGCAGGAUGCCAAGGAGAAGAUGAAGCAGCUGGAGAGGAGCCUGCAAAGCACAGAAACAGGGCAGGACCUGGGUUCGAGCCGGGAGUUACAGAAAUGGCACGGCCAACUGGAAAGCGAGAGCCAGGCACUGGCCAGCAAGAUGGCUGCCGUCGUCUCCCAGGCCCACCAGGGGCUCACUUCCCAGACCAUUGUGGAGGAGACCCAGAAAUAUCUACAGAGGUUCAAGUCCCUGCAGGGACCUCUGGCCGCCCGGCGCCUACAGCUGCAGGCCUCAGUGGAGCUGCAUGAGUUCUACCAACUGAGCAACCUGGAGCUCACUUGGGUGGCUGAGCGCAUGGCCAGAGUCGGCUCCACCCAGUGCUUGAACCAAGCCCAGAGACUUUGCCACAAGCACGAGGAGCUGGGGGCAGAGAUGAGAGCCCACCAGGGACAGGUACAGCACGUGCUGGGUUCUGGACAGAGCCUCGCAGCCUCGGGGCACCCCGAAGCCUCACGUGUCCUGGAGCAAUGCCAGAAGCUGGAGGGCCACUGGGCUGAGUUGGAGCGGACGUGGGAGGCACAGGCCCAGUGCCUGCAGCAGGCUGUGGCUCUCCAACAGUGUUUUCUGGCUGCAUCGGAGCUGGAGGACUGGGUAAAGGAAAAGCAGCCUCUGGUGGACAGUGAGGACUGUGGUGGAGAGGAAGCAGCCACCUCCAGGCUCAUCAAGAAGAACCAGGCCCUGCAGCAGGAACUGGCCCUCUGCUGGAGCUCCAUGGAGAAGCUUGACCAGAGGGCGCAAAUCCUCGCUGGCCCUGGGGCUCCGGAGCACCUGCGCGUGGUACGGGAGAGGCUCUGGGAGCAGCUGCGGGCACUGCGGGAACGGGCGGCCACACGGGGCCGAGAGCUGGAGGGGACUCUGAAGCUGCAUGAGUUCAUGGGGGAGGCUGAGGAGCUGCGGACCUGGCUGGCUAGCCAGAAGCAGGCGGCUGGGCUGGGGGAGAGCCUCGGAGAAGACCAUGAGCACAUCCUGCACCUCUGCACUGAGUUCACAAGGUUUCAGCGGCGAGUGGAGCUGGGUGCCCUGCGGGUGGCGGCCUGCCGGCAGCUGGCAGAGAGCCUGCAGGAGCUCGGGCACAGGGCCGCCCCUGAUGCCCGGCAGACACAGCAGCACCUGCAGGCUGCCUGGUCGGAGCUGUGGGAGCUGACCCAGGCCCGAGGCCACCAGCUGCAAGAUGCUGAGGUCACCCUCAGAGUACACAGAGAUCUGUUGGAAGCCCUCACGCAGGUCCAGGAGAAAGCCACAAGCCUCCCCAGUGAGGUGGCCCCAGACCUGCAUGGGCUGGAGGCUCAGCUGAGGAGACACGAAGAGCUGGAGCAUGAGCUCAGGGGCGCUGGGCAGCAGCUGCAGGAACUGCUAGAGGCUGCAAGUGCAGUUCAGAAGCUGGGGCCAGGGCCCCAGGCCCAGGCUGUGCAGCAGAGGCAGGAGGCUCUGGGGCAGGCCUGGGAAGCCCUGAAGCUACACGUGGAACAGCGCAGGACGCGGCUGGAGCAGGCAUGCCUCCUGGCCCGUUUCCACAGAGCGGUGCAAGACUACACCUCCUGGGCGGCCGCUGUAUGGCGGGAGCUGCAGGGACAAGAGGGCUCCCAGGAGCCCGGCCAUGGCCUUCCCACACUACUCAGCAGCCACCGGCAGCUCCGGGCAGAGCUGGAGGCCCGGGAGGAGCUGCACCAGAGGGCCUCGCAGCUGGGCCAGCAGGCGCUUCUGGCUGUAGUAGGGACACCCAUCAAGGAGGUCCAGGAAGGGCUGCGAGCCCUGCGGGAUGAACGGGAGCAGGUGUUCCAGGCCUGGGAGCAGAAGGAAGAGAAGCUGCAGGCCAUGCAGCGGGAGCAGCUCUUCCUCAGAAAGUGUGGUCACCUGGACCAGAUCCUCACGGUCCAGGAGAUCUCCCUGAAAACCGGUGCACUGGGGAGCUCAGUGGAAGAGGUAGAGCAGUUGAUCCGCAAACACAAGACUUUCCAGAAUGUUCUGACUGCCCAAGAUGAGAAGGAGGCAGCCCUGUGUGAGCAGGCGAAGACACUUGGGGGCCCCAUCGUUCAGGAUCGGCUCCACACAGUGUUAGAGCAUCGGGCUCAAGUGAAGGACCUGGCAGAGAGCCGGGGACAAGCCUUGCACACCUGUCUCCUGAUGACUGGCUUCACCAGGGCUGUGACCCAGGCCCAGGACUGGAUUGAGGAGCGAGUCCGGCAGCUGAGAGAGCCAAUCCCUCCUGGGGACCUGAAAGAUAAACUGAGGCUCCUGCGAAAACACCAGGCCUUCGAGGCUGAGAUCCAGGCCCACGAGGAGGUCAUAACCUCUGUCACCAAGGAUGGCGAGGCUCUCCUAGCACAGAGCCCGCCUCAGGCAGGAGAAGUCUCCCAGAGGCUGCAGGAUCUGCAGGAACACUGGCGGAAGCUGAGGCAGGCAGUGGUUCUCCGGGGCCAGGACUUGGAGGACAGGUGGAAGUUUCUGGAGUUCCUGCGGAGAGCUGACCUUACAGAUGCCUGGAUCCAGGAGAUGGUGAGACCCAGCCGGGCAGGGACAGAGCUGGGGGAGGCGAUGGUGAACCUGGGCGAGCAGGGCCAGGACCUUGAGCACUGUCUGCAGCUCCGCAAGCGUCUCCGGGAGCUCCCAGGACUCUGGGCCGAGGACACCGUGGAUGACAUCCACAUCAGGAGCAUCAGUGACUUGUCCCUGAAGCUCGGGAACCUGGAUCCUGAGCAAGUCAAGACCAUCCACAAGCGGCGACAGCAGCUGAACAGCAGGUGGAAGAGUUUCCGUGGCAACCUACUCUGGUACCAGCAGCAGCUUGAGGGGGCCCUGGAGAUACAUACAUUGUCCCGAGAGCUGGAUGGUGUCACUGAGCAGAUUGGGGAGAAGGCUGCCCUGGUCCAGGCCCUGGACUAUGGAAAAGAUCAAGAGAGCUUGCAGAGGCUGAUCCGGAAACACAAGGAGUUGGAGCAGGAAAUAGGCCUCCUCCAGGCCCAGGUGGAGUCCCUAGAGCGGGCGGUGGGCCGUUUCUGCCAAAGAAGCCCUGGGACAGCCCACCGCCUCAGCAGCAAGCAGCGGGAGGUGACAGACAGUUGGUGGCAGCUCUGGAGGGGGGCCCAGAAGCGGAGGGAGUCCCUGGAGGCCUUAUACGAAGCUCAGAGUCUACAGGCCGAGCUGCGGCACUUGUCGGUCUGGGCCCAGGGGCUGCGGGCGGAGAUGGAGGCCCAAAGCACCCCGAGCAGCCCUGCGGAGGCCCGGCGCAGGCUGGAGGAGCACCAGGAGCUCAAGGCUGAGCUGGACUUGAAGACAAAUCGCAUCAGCCUGGCCCGAAGCACCGGGCAGCGACUGCUUGCAGCAGGGCACCCAGCUCCCCCCGACCUCCGCCAGGCCCUGGCUGGCUUAGACCAGGAGCUGAACAGCCUGGAAAGGGCCUGGCAGGACCACCAGCUCCAGCUGCAGCAGGCCUUGGAGCUUCAGCUGGUUCUGAGUUCCGUGGAGCAGAUGGAAAUUUGGCUCUGCAGUCAGGAGGCCUGCCCCACUAGCAAGGGUCUCGGGGACUCUUGGGCCGCUGCAGAGACCCUCCUGAGGAAGCACGAGGUGCUGGAGCGGGGCCUGGAGGCUCAGGCUGAAAAGAUGAGCACGCUGGAGGCCGCGGCCCGCAGGCUGCACCAGGCUGGGUACCCCGAGGCCCAGGGUGCCCUGGGUCGGUGCCAGGCCAUGCUCCUGAGGAAAGAGGCACUGGUAGAGCGAGCCAGGACCCGUCGCCGCCAGCUAGAGGAGCUCCAGCAGCUGCAGACUUUCCUGCAGGAUUCCUUCGAGGUGGCCACGUGGCUGAGGGAGAAGCACUCGGUGGCCCUGGAAGAGGGCUGGAGGGACCCUGCUCUGCUGCAGGCCCAGCUGCGGAAGCAACGGAGUCUCCAGGCUGAACUAGAUGCAAGUGUCCACCACCACCAAAGGCUGCAAAAGGAGGGACAGAGGCUGUUGCAGGAGGGCCACCCAGCUUCAGAGACCAUCCGGGAGCGGCUGCGGGAGCUGGGGGAGCUCUGGGACGAGCUGCAGGCCAACAGCCGGAGGAAGGCAGCCAUGCUGCAGGUGGUUUGUGAGGCCCUGCAUCUCCGGCGGAGAGUGGAGGAACUAGAGAGCUGGCUGGAGCCUGUGGAGGUUGAGCUGAGAGCCCCUGUCAGGGACCAGGACCAGCCUGGGCUAGACAAGCUCCUGGGGGCACAGGGAGAGCUGGAGGUCACCGUGGAAGGGCAGGCCAGGCAGGCACAAUGGCUGUGGGGCCAGGCCCAGGUCCUUACAGGGGAAAGCCUCUGCCUCGCCCAAGAUGUGAAAGACCAGGCCCUGCAGCUGCUUCGGAGGUUUGAGUGCCUGAGGGAACCCCUGCGGGAGCGCAGAGCUGCCCUGGAGACCCGGAGCCGCCUCCUGCAGUUCUUCAGGGAUGCCGAUGAUGAGUUGGCGUGGGUGCGGGCGAAGCUGCCCCUGGCCACCACCCAGGACUGCGGACAGAGCCUGAGCGCUGUGCGACAGCUGCAGGAGAAGCACCAGAACCUGGAGAAUGAGAUGAGUAGCCACGAGGCUCUGACCAAGGCCGUGGUGGCCGAGGGACACCAGCUGGCACAGGCCGGGCCCUUCGCCACAGAGGCUGCCGCCCGGGUGCAGCAGCUGGAGAGUGCCGUGGGCGGCCUGCGGGCAGAGGCCACGCGGAGGCGGCUGCGGCUGCAGCAGGCUCAGGAGGCCCAGCAGUUCCUGAUGGAGCUCCAGGAGGCAGAAGCCUGGCUGGAAGAACGGGGCUGUGUCCUGGAGCUCAAGGAUGUUGGCCAGAGUGCCGAGGCCAUGCGUGCCUUUCUGCGGCGGCUGGAGGCCACCCAGAGAGACCUAGAGGCGUUCGGCUUGCGCAUUGAGAGCCUGCAGCAGACGGCAGCCCUCCUGGAGAGCAGGCAGAACCCGGAAAGCGGCAGGGCACUGGCCCGGAUGCAGGCGGUGAGGGAGGCCUACUCAGGGCUGCUGCUGAGGGCAGACGGCAGGCAGCAAGGCUUGCGGGAGCAGCUACAGCUCCACCAGCUGGAACGGGAGGCCCUACUUCUCGAGGCCUGGCUAGCCAGCAAGGCUGCCACGGCUGAGUCGCAGGACCACGGGCAGGACCUGGAGGCUGUCACGAUGUUGGAAGAGAAGUUUGAUGCUUUCAGAAAGGAAGCUCAGAGCUUGGGGCAGGCCAAGGUGCAGGCCCUGAGGGAGCUGGCAGACUCCCUGGAACGGAUGGCACCCAGGUGCACUCCCCAGAUUCAAGCCCAGAGGAGUCGCAUCGAGGCCGCUUGGGAGAGGGUGGACGGGGCAAUAAAAGCCCGCAUCCAGAGCCUGGCCAUAGCCCGGGAGGUCCGGGGCUUUGAGCAGGCAGCGGCUGAGCUCCAGGAAUGGAUGCAAGAGAAGGCCACCCAGACGGUGAGAGAUAUCUGUGACCAUAGCCUGUCAUCAGUGCAGACCUUGCAGCAACAGCACAGGGGCCUGGAGCGGGACCUGGCAGCUGUGGAGAAGGAGGUGGCCCGGGUGCAGAUGGAGGCCUGCCGGCUGGGCCAGCUUUACCCUGCAGCUCAGGAGGGCUUGUGCAAGCAGCUGGCCAAGGUGGAGGAGGCCUGGGCGACCCUGGACAUGAAGGCUCGGGAGCGGGGUCGGCAGCUGGAGCAGGCUGCCCAGGGCCAUGCCUUCCUCAGUUGCUGUCGGGAACUGCUAGCAUGGGCUCAGGAGAAGAAAGCUCUGGUCUCUUCCGAGGAGCUGGCCGGGGACAUGGUAGGGGCUGAGCGGCUCCUGGUGCAGCAGGUGGAGCUGGGGCAGGAACUCCAGGAGCCUUGCCUUCGAGCCCACGAUGUACAGCAGGAAGGGCGGCAGCUGAUAGACAGCGGCCACUUCAUGUCCCUGGAGGUGGCAGCGUGUCUGCGGGAGCUAGAAGGGCAGCUGCAGGCACUCACGGAGGCCUGCACCCUGCGCCAGGAGCGCUGCGAGGAGAACUGGGGCCUGCAAAAGCUACGGCAGGAGCUGGACCGGGCCGAGGCUUGGCUGGCCUCCCGGGAGGUUCUACUGCUGGACCCCAACUAUGGGCACAAUGUGUCCGACGUGCAGCUGCUACUCUGCAGACACCAGGACUUAGAGAAGUUGCUGGCAGCCCAGGAAGAGAAGUUUGCCCAGCUGCAGAGGAAGGCAGGGGUGAGAGGAGGCUGGGUGGACUGGAAGCUGCUGCAGCAAGUGACAGGGCUGGAGCCCAGGAGUGCUGGCCACAGGCUCACAUCCCCCAAGCAGAGGCCCUUUGGAAGCUGGUGGCCAGGAGUACAACUGACGGAGACAAGGGACCUGCAGCCAGGUGUCCCCAUUGGGCCACCCAUACCCUCUGCCACCACGGUCUCCCUGGAACCUGUGGCCCAGCAGCAGGAGCCCAGUGGGGCUGGGGCCACAGAGGAUGCUAAGGAUGUCCCCACCAUGGUGGGAUUUUUGGAGUUCCAGCAGCAGCUCCGGUCUGCCCAGAGGCAGCCCUGCUUGAGCCUCUGGGAUGGCUGCCAUGGGACCCUAAGAGGUAGCUCCCUCAGCCUCUUCUGGGACAAGAGGACGGCAGCAGAGGUACUGGGCAGUGGAAAACAUGAAAGACAGAGGACAGGCCCACAGGGAAGAGCGGACAUGGCCGCGGUGACCCCUCUCAUGUCUUUUCAGAAUAUGGCCCCGGUGGCCACCCUUGACCUCAGAGGAGCCCAGUGCGAGAGGCCAGGGCACCAGCAUGGCAGGAAACACGCCUUCUCCUUAAGGCUGAGCAGCAGGGUGGAGACGCCCUGGGCAGCGCCAUCAGAAGGGCAGGCCGAGAGCGGGAUUCCAGCCCUGAGCAGCACAGCUGGCCCUGCCCUUGGGGUGUCCUGUGGACAGUGGCCAAACCCAGCUCCAGCAGGACGCAUGCCUGGAACACACCCAUGCCCCAGAAGUCUCUCAUCACUGUGGUCAGACGGGCUCCAUCCAGAGACCGUGUGUUCAGUUCUAGAGACUGGGAAGUCCACCAUCAAGGUGCCACCAGAUUCAGGGUCUGCCCGAAGUCUGAGCCUGGAGCACCCGGCCAGACCAGGGGGCCUCCCCGCUGAGCACACUGCUGAGGGCGUACCCGGCCUGGCCGCCCCACUCAGAUUCCACGCCUGUCCCCUGACUUCUUCACUAAGGGAGAUGCCCGUGAGCACUCACAGCCAGCCACAACCCCUGGAGUUCCUGCAGGCUGAGGGCCCUGCCCAGGCACCUGCCCCCGGCUCACCCUCCCUUCCCUGCCCUGGCCAGGCCCAAGGUCAGGACCCUGAACCAAACCCUGAGGUAGCAGCAACCCUCAGGGCUACCAACAAGGACAAUCUCUAGGAGACCAGCCUAAGAUUCUGCUACCAGGACCAAGGUCU
Mustela erminea (ermine) is the source of this 11765-nucleotide messenger RNA. It is a transcript of the gene SPTBN5, whose product is annotated as spectrin beta, non-erythrocytic 5. Gene Ontology annotation, cellular component: cortical actin cytoskeleton; cell junction; cell projection. The transcript is spliced from 70 exons. The record is from RefSeq and is a predicted model, not a curated record. The coding region runs from base 169 to 11727 and encodes 3852 amino acids. Gene Ontology annotation, molecular function: actin filament binding. Lineage: Eukaryota; Metazoa; Chordata; Mammalia; Carnivora; Mustelidae. Gene Ontology annotation, biological process: actin cytoskeleton organization.